Molecule: messenger RNA, 2340 nt
Organism: Drosophila simulans
Lineage: Eukaryota; Metazoa; Arthropoda; Insecta; Diptera; Drosophilidae
Gene: Hmu
Product: adipocyte plasma membrane-associated protein
Exons: 4
Coding region: 154-1878 (574 amino acids)
Biological process (GO): biosynthetic process
Molecular function (GO): strictosidine synthase activity
Source: RefSeq, a predicted model, not a curated record
AUAUUUCGGCCACCUCUACCGGUCCGGAUGAUGACUUUCGCGUUUUUUUCUUGUUGAACUUUGCCGUCGUGUCGCUUUCUUCGGGGUUAUUGCUUAAAUUAAGCGGGUUUUUGGGCUGCAAUUUGUGAUCGGCGGACGCACAAGGAAUCAAUCAUGGGCCUGCUAUACGCGCUGCGCGUGAGGAUCAUGAACUUCAUGAUUUUCUUCCUCCUCAUCAUCCUAAUGCCCGGUCUGCCGCCGCGCACCACCUUCCCCUUCAAGGACUAUAUUGUGACCCCGCCCAAAGACCUGAAAGGGGCGCUGGAAUCGAACUUUCACCUGGAGGGAGCGGAGCGACUGCUGGAGGGGCGGGUCUACGGCCCGGAGUGCCUGAUAGCCCGCAACAACGAGAUCUACACCGGCAUCCACGGCGGUGAGGUCAUCAAGCUAACGUCCAACCAUGUCACGCAUGUCACCAAGAUCGGCCAGCCCUGCGAGGAUAUCUACGAGGAGUCCAGGUGCGGCCGUCCUCUGGGUCUGGCCUUUGAUACGCAGGCUAACAACCUCAUCGUCGCUGACGCCUACUACGGCCUGUGGCAGGUGGACCUGGGCACCAAUAAGAAGACCCUGCUGGUCUCGCCCGCCCAGGAGCUUGCCGGCAAGUCCAUCAACCGCCCUGCCAAGAUUUUCAACGGUGUGACCGUGAGCAAACAGGGCGACAUCUACUGGACGGACUCCUCGUCGGACUUCACCAUCGAAGACCUCGUCUUUGCCAGCUUUGCUAACCCCUCCGGCCGUCUUUUCAAAUACAACCGCUCGAAGAAUGUUAGCGAGGUGCUGCUGGACGAACUGGCCUUCGCCAACGGAUUGGCCCUCAGUCCCAACGAGGACUUCAUCGUGGUAGCCGAGACCGGAGCGAUGCGUCUGACUAAGUAUCACCUGAAGGGUGCGAAGGCCGGUCAGAGCGAGGUGUUCGUCGACGGAUUGCCCGGUUUGCCCGAUAACCUGACGCCCGACGCCGAGGGCAUCUGGGUGCCAUUGGUCCAGAGCGCGGAUAGCGAGCAUCCCAACGGCUUCACCCUGUUCACUCGCUUCCCCAGCGUGCGCCUCUUCCUGGCCCGCAUGCUGGCUUUGUUCGAGCUGCCCUUCCGCUACCUGAACAGCGUAUAUCCGAACAAGUUCUCGCAGCGAUUCGUUCACUUCGUUGGACACAUGGAGAGCAUCACUGUGUUGGCGCCCAAGCGAACGACUGUCGUGCGUGUGGACUGGAACGGCAACAUUGUGGGCUCGCUGCAUGGCUUCGACAAGUCGGCCGCCACGGUAUCACACGUCCUGGAGUUCCAAGACUUCUUGUUCCUGGGCUCUCCCACCAAUCAGUACCUGGCGCGUGUCAAGUCGCCAAAGGCCAAACAGCCCACGCUGAAGGUGCGCAAUGUGCGCGUCGAGGGCGAGGGCUUGGAGGCGUCCAUUGGUGUGCCACCCAGCACAGCCACUCCUAAACCCAAGGCGGCUCCCAGCACCACCACUCCAAAACCCACAACGACAACUACUACGCCGAAACCCACUACCACAACGACAACUACUACAACCACGCCAAAACCCACUACCACAACGACAACCAAGAAGCCAACGACCACUACCACCACCACGACAACCACGCCGAAGCCAACCACUACUAAGCCGCCGGCAACUAAGCCAUCUACGACUACAACCACCACCACUACUCCUAAGCCAACUACUACUACUACUACUACUCCAGCGCCUGCUAAGCCGAAGGUCAAGCGCACAGUGCCUGAGAAACCCGCGCCCGUUGAGGAGGAGAUCCCCUCGGACACACAGCCACCCAAGAAGGAGAAGCUCAAGGUCAUCAACAAGCAAGGCGUCAAUGUGGAGCUCUAAGAUCGCAGACGCAUCAGCUUCCCCCUGAGUUUAUCGGGCAUAUUCCCGGACGCGAGAUUAGUUUCUUCACGUAGUCAAAACCUAUUCUGAUUAUUAUCUUUUCCCUCCAACAUCUCAACCAUUUCUGGGGAAUGUUCAAAGUUUUCUUAUUUAUCAUGCCCCAACUCAGGCUGUCGAGGCCAGUUAAUUUUAGUCGAAAGGUAGCUAAAUUCAGACUAGCCGAGGGCCUAGCUCACAUGAUCCUCGACGGGCAACGCUUUAUAUGUUUUAGACUAACAUAUAAUUCUGUUUUGCUUAGGCACUAUAUACAUUCCAUUCCUUUUUCCCAACCGGAAGUGCAUUCCAAGUUAAUUCCUAAGUUAAUAGUAAACAAUGCCCCAAAAUUGUUAAACUCGAGUAACUUUUGAUUUUGUACUGAUUUUUUCUUAUUUUCAUUAAAAAUAAAGGUAUUUUGUAAAAAUA